GUGGCUGUGGCUGUGGUCUGUGCAGCCUGCCUCUGACUCACGGGGAUCAGUGCACUCCUGGCCCUGCUGGGGCUGUGCCUGGGGCUGGCGGACGCCUCAGAGGAGGCUGCAGUGACAAAGGACUUUGACUUCUCCAAGGUGGCCGUGGGUCCUGGGCACUGCCCUGUGGGGUUGGCCCUGCCUGGGUUCCCUCUUGUCCCUGGCAUGUUCCAUGCUGCGGCUGCAGCAGCCCUGGCAGGGGGUUUGGCUGGGGACCCCGACCCUGGAGGCUGGGGCACCCGGGCGGCUCCCUUCCUGCCUUAUGCCCAGUUUGCAGGCCUGUGGUAUGAGGUCUCCUUUGCCGCCAAGGCAGGCGCCCGCAGAGAGACCCCCAGGUGGAGAAGAUGCAAGGUGUGGUGCUCCAGCUGGAGAGUGGGUCCCUGGUCCUGACUGCCGCCUAUUAGGAGCAAAGAGGUCCAGGUGCUGAGUGCUGACUACCACACCUACGCCAUCCUGGACAUCCUCUCCACGGCGGAGGGUGUCAGCCAUCACGUCAUGAAGCUUUACAGCCGGAGCCUGGACCACAACCAGAACGCCCUGCAGAAGUUCCAUGAGGCAGCCCAGGAGCGUGGGUUCCAGGAGCCAGACUUCCACCUGCUCACGCACGACAGGCGGCAUAGGCUGCUCCAGCUGACGAGAUGGGACGCAGUCCCUGUUGCUGCUUCUCUGUGGGUCGGAAGGUGUCUCCUGUGGGUUUCCUCAGACAGUGACUGCUGCAGCUUGUAGCCUGAUGGCAGGGUGUGGACAUGGACAGCGGGACGGCAGUGGAGUUGAGGCAGCUGAAAAGCACCUGCCUUCCCCUUCCUGGGGAAGCUGUUAAGACCCUUCCAUUGCCCUGUGUUCCCCCGUGGCCCCCUGAGGAAGGACAGCGACAGCCUGCCCCAGUGUCCUCCCAGCAUCUUUCAGAUUGCUGCGGUCACUCUCCGGGCUGCUCCAACAGGAGGCAUCUCAGUGUCACCCACGGUCCCCUCUCUGCUCCUGCUGCCCCUGCCCCCGUGCUGGAGAAGCGGCUGGGACGCUCACCCUGAGGUGGCAGAGAUGAGGGAGGGACAAGCCCGCUGUGAAUGUCCUCGACCUCCCGGGCCCAUCGUGCCGCAGUGGA
Messenger RNA from Fukomys damarensis (Damara mole-rat), 1141 nucleotides. RefSeq names its product epididymal-specific lipocalin-5-like. Bases 535 to 765 code for a protein of 76 amino acids. The record is from RefSeq and is a predicted model, not a curated record. NCBI's taxonomy places the organism in Eukaryota, Metazoa, Chordata, Mammalia, Rodentia, Bathyergidae. The transcript is spliced from 5 exons.